Didymosphaeria variabile is the source of this 1479-nucleotide messenger RNA. RefSeq lists its product as uncharacterized. The coding region runs from base 1 to 1479 and encodes 492 amino acids. The record is from RefSeq and is a predicted model, not a curated record. NCBI's taxonomy places the organism in Eukaryota, Fungi, Ascomycota, Dothideomycetes, Pleosporales, Didymosphaeriaceae. The transcript is spliced from 5 exons. Gene Ontology annotation, molecular function: FAD binding.
AUGAGUACAUCAGCCAAUGCAUUGGGUAACUUGAAGAGCGCCCAAGGAGCUCGUGCUGUCUCCGACUCCGACCCCACCGUUCCUCUCAACUGUCAUCAAGCAUGCGAACAGCUCGCCGCUACAUUCGGCACCGCUUUACACUAUCCUGAGGGUGACAACAUUACUUUCUGGGACGCCAGGCAACAGGACGUCCGUCCUGCGUGCCGCGUCGAGCCAUCAAGCGCGGCAAAUGUCUCGAGCAUUAUGAGGACUCUCGUUCAGAACAGUUGCAGGUUCGCAGUCAAGUGUGGAGGGCAUUCUCGGCACGAGGAUGACUCGAACUCUGUGGGCGGAGUUACAGUUGAUCUGGGGAGGAUGAACCAUGUGACGGUAAACGAGAACCGCACUGCAGCGGCUAUUGGUGGAGGUGCCGAUUCUCAACAAGUCUAUGCGGCGCUGGGCCCUUACAACUUGGGUUUUGUUGGUGGCAGGGUGGGCAGUGUCGGAAUUGGUGGGUUUACUCUAGGUGGUGGGACUUCAGCGUUGUCCCCAAGGUGGGGCUGGGCUUUGGACAACGUCUAUGAGUACGAGGUCGUUCUCGCCAAUUCGUCUAUUGUGACUGUAUCUCAACAUUCCCACCCAUCUUUAUAUUGGGCACUUAGAGGUGGUGCGAACAACUUCGGUAUUGUGACUACCUUCACGGUACGAGUGUUUCCACAGGGUCCGCUAUUUUCUGGGCAGUGGACGUUUUCUGCAAACAACACAGACGCGGUUCUAGAAGAGGCUCAAAGGCUCUUCACUGAAAUCGACGAUCCAGAUAUGGAGUUCGAAUAUUUUGACAGUUAUAGUCAAGCAUCGAACAGCUUUUCGACAGUUGCUAGAGCGAAAUAUGCUCAGGCCAUUUUACAUCCGUCUGUGUACGAUGGAGUGAACCAAAUUGCGUCUGUGGCGACUACCACUAGCAUUGACAGUCUUGCAAAUCUGUCUGCCUCGGCCCCCUUCAACGGAGUCGAUCGCCACCUUUUCACCACGAUCACCUACUACCCAUCCCUCGAAGUUAGUAAGAGGGCCGUCCAAAUUUUCAGAGAAGAAAUUCAGAGUGUUCGCAACGUCACAGGAUUGGUUCCAUUCCUCAUCGUAUAUCCCAUUCCGAAGGCCGCAAUGGUAGCGAUGAAAGAGCGAGGAGGCAAUGCCCUUGGCAUCGACGAGGACUCGCCUCUGAUCAUCAGCCUGCUUUCGCUGAUUUGGUCGGACGCAGCAGACGAUAGCACCAUGAACGACUUUUCUGAUCGAGUGAUUAGCCGGAUCCAAGCAGCAGCGGUUGCUAACGACGCAGAUCAUCCAUACGUCUAUGUCAACUACGCCAAGUUCGACCAGGAUCCGUUUGCAGGAUAUGGGGAGGAGAAUAGGCAGCAACUGAUUGAGAUCCAGAAUGAGGUCGAUCCCGAGGGAAUCUUCACGUCGAAGGGACUCUGGCGGGGCUUUUUCAAGCUGCAGUGA